AUGUUUGAGAAACCCGGGUCGCGAGUUCACCAGUGGUCGACGAGUGGUGGUUGCGAGUGGAUGGUUCGGCGUAGGGGUAUCUGGCGGCAACUGGCGGUGUUUUGUAUUCGGUUGCCGGCGCUAAAUCAUGGGAUGGAGUCCGGCGACGCUGCUGGGGAUGCUUCGUCAAUCGUUGGUUGGAGUAGAUUGGUUGGGUGGUGCUAUGGUUUUCGUUGCUCCUCCAGGCAGCGGUGCCAGCUUGUUGGGUCGUCAUUGAAGGCGCUGGCGAUAGCAGGUGCUCCGACAGGGAGCAGCUUUAAGCGACCGGAGUUCUUCGACCAGCAGGGGGAUGCGGUGGGGGUGAACAGAGAUGGUGACCGGGUUCCAGUCGUCGGAGUCCGACGUGCCAGCUUGUGGGGCAACGGCUGCCGCCCAGCGGCAGCGAAUCGAUGA
This is a messenger RNA of Lactuca virosa, 432 nucleotides long. The record is from the annotation of a GenBank genome assembly. Lineage: Eukaryota; Viridiplantae; Streptophyta; Magnoliopsida; Asterales; Asteraceae.